AUGAAAGGUGUAUGCACUCCGGCUAAUCACACGAUACGAACGUCACCAUCAUUCAACCGUAUUAUAACGUAUUAUCUGAUAUUGUUCAGUCAAUACCAGUAUUUUAAAUCACGUAAUAUACCCGGUCCAAAACCAGAAUUCUUUUUCGGAAAUUUUAAAACAUUAUGGAAUGUUAAAUCGUAUUCAAGACAAUUGGAAGUGUGGACAAAACAAUUCGGCAAGAUCUACGGAAUAUUCGAAGGCACAUUGCCGGUUUAUGUUGUAUCCAAUGCCGAUUUUCUUCAAGAAGUGUUCAUAAAACAGUUUUCAAAUUUUUAUGGCCGAAAACCGACCCCGUUAAAGAAAGAACUAAAAGGCAAACCGGUUCAUUUAUUGAAUGCCGUUGGACGAACAUGGAAACGGCAACGUAACGUUAUUAAUCCAACAUUUUCAAGCGCUAAAUUAAAACAAAUGUCUCCAAUGAUGAAUCAUAGCGUUGACCAGUUAAUGAAAAAAUUACCGAAUCAUGCUGAUGAUAAUGAUGAAUUUAAUAUUUACGAUUUAUAUAAACGAAUGACUAUGGAUGUUAUUUGUCGAUGUGCAUUUGGUGUUGAUACUGAUAUGCAAAAUGACCCAGAAAAUAUUUACUUUAAAAAAACGGCACAAGUAUUUGGAACUGAUUUGAAAAAACGCACAAUAGCUAAACUAAUGUCAGUAUUGCCGGAAUUGAACGCAAUAUUCCGUCUAAUAUUUCUAAUGCAAAAUCGUUUACACAAAAUCAUCAAUAAAUUAUUUCCAUCUACAAUAACCAAAUUUGAACAACGACCAGAGAUGUGGUUUAUUGAGCAAAUUCAUAAUAUUAUUGAAAUGAGAACAGAAGAAGUUAAACAACAACGUGUCGAUCUACUACAGCUGAUGUUAGAUGCUGCAACGCGCAACGAACUGCAGGCAAGACUUGAAUGCUCGAUUUUGGCUACACUCCAAGCGGAAGAAGAAUUCAACAGCGAAAUCGAGCAGUCUAUACCAAAACAGCUGAUGUAUGAAGAAGUAAAAAUGAAUACCAUUCUCUUUCUGCUGGCGGGCUAUGAAACCACAUCGACUAGUCUGGCUUAUUGCACUUAUGUGUUGGCAAAUCAUCCGGAUGUACAAGAAAAGCUACAAGAUGAAAUAGAUAAGAAUUUCGAUAGCGAAAACGACAUUGAACAUCCGAACUAUGAUAUUAUAAGUAAUAUGGAAUAUAUGGAUAUUUUCAUUAAAGAGGUUCUACGGAUGUAUCCAAUUCCAGUUUCAAUUAUAAAUCGUGAAUGCAACAAAGACACAACAGUUUGUGGUUAUAAAAUAACGAAAGCAGAUGUAUACAGUAUUCAUUAUGAUCCUGAACUGUGGGGACCCGAAGAUCCUCAUGAAUUUAUUCCCGGACGUCAUGCUGUUAAACGUCAUCCGAUGGCCUAUAUACCUUUUGGUGGCGGACCCCGAAAUUGUGUUGGUAUGAGAUUUGCCUUAACGGAAAUAAAAAUUUUUUUAACAAGAUUAUUAAAAGACUAUUCUAUUAUUAAAAGCAAUAAAUUAGAAACGAAUUUUAAUAUUCGUGAAGCAGGACUAGUUAUUGCUCCAGAACAAGUUUGGAUUAAAUUACAAAGACGUCAGAAAUAA
Molecule: messenger RNA, 1632 nt
Organism: Didymodactylos carnosus
Lineage: Eukaryota; Metazoa; Rotifera; Eurotatoria; Philodinida; Philodinidae
Source: the annotation of a GenBank genome assembly